AUGCUCAUGAUCUUCACGCCAAAGUUCGCUGGUGGCUCAAAGCAGCCACUGCCAGCCACGCGGUACGUCUCCACCUGCGAGGCAUCGACGCCCAUCAUGGUUGGUAUGGAGGGGCCAGUGAUGUCGGCGUCCACAACGCCAACGCCGUGUCCCAUGUUUUUCAGUGCCAACGCCACAUUAACGGAGGAGGUGAAUUUGCCCACACCUCCGUUAGCACUGCAAAGUGUUAUGGUGUGUUUGACACCAGGUAUAGCCACACGGGAAAAUUUCGUUUAUUACUAUGGCUGUGAACAACAGAAGGCACCUCCUUCCCCACGUGCUGCACUGCACUCCCCUUUUGUUGUUGUUGUUGCCGUUUACGUUACCCGCCAGACGUCCGCCAGGAAGAGUGUCUACAAAAACGCGUUGGCGCACACCCUGCAUUGA
Molecule: messenger RNA, 426 nt
Organism: Trypanosoma rangeli
Lineage: Eukaryota; Euglenozoa; Kinetoplastea; Trypanosomatida; Trypanosomatidae
Exons: 1
Coding region: 1-426 (141 amino acids)
Source: RefSeq, a predicted model, not a curated record